GAUUGCUACCGAAAUGACCAAGUUCGUUGCGAAGAAAGCCCUCCUGCUGCUCUCCCUGCUCCUCCUGGGCACGGCACAGGCCGGGUCAUUGGAUAAGGAUCUGGAUCAGCAUGUUCGAAAGGAGCGCCAGAUGAAAAUGGCUGCCUCAACGGAUCCAGAUGUGAAGAUGGUGGCCAAUGUCACCCCAACAACGGCAUCGCAACCCAUGCAGAUGACCAUGGGAAUGGCUCUGCCGAUGAACCAGAUGGCCCUGAGUUCCGUGGGCGGCCAGUUGGUCAGGUAUCCCAACUAUCCUGGCCUCGUAUAUCCCGGCAUUGGACCGCAACCUGGCCUGAAUGGCAUCCCCGGCCUGCAGACGAACAUUGCCAACAACUAUCCCUCGUAUCCGGAUCCCAACCUGGCAGGAUCAGCGCCUGGCUUCAACCCCUUUGGCUCCUUUGGCUACCCCGGUGUGCCGCCCAUGUACGGCAGCCCCACCCUGCCGUAUCCCAAUCCCCAGCUGCCCAAUGGAUUUGUGCCCAAUCCUGCAGUGGAUAACUACCAGUCGCUGAACAACAUCGUCAACAUGGCCAAUGCGCAGGGAUUGGGUGGCGGAAGCUCCGCGCUAUAUCCUGCACCCCAGGGAUUCGGUGGUGUCAGCUCGGGAUUGCCUUUCAAUCCAAGCCAGGGAUUCGGUGGACCCAGCUCGGGAAUAUAUCCAGCCCCCCAGGUCAACAUGCAGGGACUGUAUCCGCCAGCCGGUGGGUUUUUGGGAGGCAUGAAUAUGCAGGCCUACGCCCCGGGAUUUUAGAUGGGUUCCGAAACCUUUUAAGUAAUAAGCUAA
Molecule: messenger RNA, 823 nt
Organism: Drosophila biarmipes
Lineage: Eukaryota; Metazoa; Arthropoda; Insecta; Diptera; Drosophilidae
Product: collagen alpha-2(IV) chain
Exons: 1
Coding region: 14-790 (258 amino acids)
Source: RefSeq, a predicted model, not a curated record